Urocitellus parryii (Arctic ground squirrel) is the source of this 1172-nucleotide messenger RNA. RefSeq names its product coiled-coil-helix-coiled-coil-helix domain containing 7 (gene Chchd7). The record is from RefSeq and is a predicted model, not a curated record. Gene Ontology annotation, cellular component: mitochondrion. Gene Ontology annotation, biological process: mitochondrial respiratory chain complex assembly. Lineage: Eukaryota; Metazoa; Chordata; Mammalia; Rodentia; Sciuridae.
CCCGCCCCUCCCUCUGCUGCCGCUACUGGGAAGCGGAAAGAAAGGGGCGCAUCUGGGCCGCCACGGGGUCCGAAUCCACUUUUGCUGCGCACAGCUGCUCCCUCCAGGCCUUGACGCAGCGCGGGCCGCUUCCUGUUGGUCUUCUCGCUACCCGGCGUUUUCGCAGUCCCGGACCCCCUCUUCGUCGGAGCACCAAGAAAGGUGUGCUCACCUAUAUCCGUUUCCACGAUUAGACGCUGACAGGCAGCACCUUGGAAGGCAGCGCGGCCUCGGAUUCACAUCCUUUCAAUUUUUCCUUGGGCUUGCCUGCCCUAUUCCGUAAGAAGACCUAGGAUGCCCGUGGUGACGCACCGACUGAGAGAUCCUGACAUAAAUCCUUGUUUGUUGGAAUCUGAUGCUUCUAGCAGAUGUAUGAAUGAAAAUAACUAUGAUAAGGAAAGAUGUUCCAGUUACUUCUUGAAGUACAAAAACUGCCGGAGAUUUUGGAAUUCCAUCAUGAUCCAAAGAAGACAGAAUGGAGUGACACCAUCUAUGCCCACAGCAGCAGAAAGAGAUGAAAUCAUGGGAGCAAUGGGGAAAAUGCCUUAUUGAAUGUUUACCCUAAAAUUAUUUAUGUGAACUAGAAGCAGAUAAUUUUUWAAAAAUGUACAAUUACUAUAAUCUUUUAAAACUUGACUGGCCUUACCCAGACAGAUCUGAAGAUUUACAAGGAGAGACAGAAUUCAGUUAGUUUUGUGUCCUCUGUGUUUGUUCUCAGUGCCAUGAUAAUAUGUCACUGCUGCGCUGCACUUCCAGGAAAUAAGGAGGGUUAGGGAAGAUUAUUGGAGUUGAGCUUCUCUGCUGGGUUUCACAUGAAAGUUUAGAUGUGAACAAGCAAACACUUAAUGGGGCUGGGAGUUAGGUAGUAUUUCCAAAGAAAAGAAAUGAUAGGAAGAACAACAUGGUAGAAGGAAAGCUUCUGUUUCACUUAGAGUUUGAAAUGUGUAAAGGUGAGGGGGAUGAGUGGAAAGGUGGGUUGGGGUAGGUGUGUGGUGGUUCUCAAACCUCAGGCUUACCCCUAAAAUCUCUUUUCUUCCUUCCUUCACUCAUCUUUGUUUAAAUAAGGUUAGUACAUUCACUAGGGGGGAAAUGGGUGUAGGAAAACUGUUCUAAAUAAAUGGCAUGAAAAAGAA